Messenger RNA from Nelumbo nucifera (sacred lotus), 1025 nucleotides. NCBI's taxonomy places the organism in Eukaryota, Viridiplantae, Streptophyta, Magnoliopsida, Proteales, Nelumbonaceae. The record is from RefSeq and is a predicted model, not a curated record.
AGCAAGAUUUGGCAGUUGCUUUUUGGGGGCUUUGCCAUCUUCACGUGAAUGGUUUAUUGUUUUUGCACUCCUCAGCGCUUCUAUAAGAGACCCAAGCUUUCUCUGCAUCCACACAAUCAAACCAAGUGAAGAUCAAAGGAUCGAAGCGGCAGGGAGGAGAUUAAUCCAAGGCCAUGGACUCCUCUAAGAUCUCUGCGCUUCUUAUCAUUUGCAUGCUCUUCAUCUCCUCAGCCACUCCCAUCCUUGGCUGUGGUUACUGCAGCAAGCCCCCUCCGAAGCAUAAGAAGCCCAAGGUGAAGUCUCCAAAGGGUCCCAUCACCCUCCCUCCCGUCGUUACUCCGCCGGUCACCGUCCCUCCGAUCGUAAAACCACCCAUUAAACUGCCGCCUGUUACCGUCCCUCCAAUCCUGAACCCACCCGUAACAUACCCGCCGGUGACUGGUCCUCCUGUGAAACCACCCACCGGAAAGCCUUGCCCACCACCCGCAAAGAAGCCGGAGACAUGCCCAAUUGACACACUCAAGCUCGGAGCCUGUGUGGACCUCCUGGGCGGGUUGGUGCACAUUGGUCUGGGAGACCCAGUUGUGAACCAGUGCUGCCCAUUGCUCGAGGGGCUUGUUGAGCUCGAAGCUGCAGUCUGCUUGUGCACUACUCUCAAAGUCAAGCUCCUCAACAUCAACAUCUACCUCCCACUUGCUCUUCAGCUCCUUGUUACUUGUGGGAAGACACCUCCUCCUGGUUACACCUGCACACUCUAGAUCCAAUAGGUCUUUAGAUUGAUGAUGAAUGCUUGGACGACGGAAUCGACAUGAAAGGAUGUCGAACCAACUUUUGCCUUCUUUUGCUUUUUCAUCUUCUCGUUAAUUUUUUUGUAGUUCCUUCCUCGAUUGGUACCACUGAUGUUUGCUUUUAUAGUACACAUUUGUUCUUAUGCAAUUGUUGUAUGUGUGUUUUAAUUUUGUAUCAAUGGAGAAAGCGGGAUGCUUUUAUCUUUCUAUACAAUUCCAUUUCUGAUAUUCAGAUUC